CUUUCAUCUCAUUGUUGUAUAAAUUUUUUCAAUAAGUCACGGAACAAUCACUUAUCGAUUAUAAUCUAAUAAUGCACUUGUCAGGGUAAUCAUUGUUGGAACACCUUCAGUGUAUUUUGUGACUAGCCUAACUGAUUCAGCUCUCAUCUGCUAGCAGCUCACGAUUCCAAACUAACAAGAUAGUUCCAUAGAUUCAAAAGUUCCAUUUGGAGUUUGGGUACCCUGGCAGUGAUGGGUUUCGCUUUAAGAUUUCUGGUGCUCUGGAAUAAGGCGAUCAAUUUUUUCGUCAACUUAUAUUUGUCGGUUUCGCAACGGGGUGAAAAACGAAAGUGUGUUCCUCCACCAACAGAUGAACUUUUGAUGAUUAGCGCAACUAAGCUGGCUGAGCUGAUUCGAAAGAAAAAAGUUUCAUGUGAAGAUGUUGUACGUGCCUACAUAAACAGAAUAAAAGAAGUGAAUCCUCUCAUAAACGCAGUGGUGGAGGACAGAUUUGAUGAGGCAUUAAAAGAAGCAAAAAGCGUUACAGAUUAUCUAAGGACGACAUCGCUAACUGAAGAUGAAUUACAUAAGAUCAAACCGUUGUUGGGAGUCCCAGUUACAAUCAAAGAGAGUUGUAUGGUGUCAGGAAUGAGCUUGGCUGUUGGGGUUGUCUCGAGGAGAGAUAUAAAAGCCGAGAGUGAUGGAGAUGCAGUGGCUCGACUCAAAAUGACCGGUGCAAUUCCCCUAUUGGUAUCAAAUACACCCGAACUGUCGAUGGGAUUUUAUUGUAAUAACAAUAUCACAGGUACAACGUGCAAUCCUUAUGAUUUAUCGAGAAACACUGGUGCAUCUUCAGGUGGGGAGGGCGCCUUGUUGGGAUCUGGUGCCUCGCUUAUUGGAAUCGGAUCAGAUCUAGCUGGAUCUGUAAGGUUUCCUGCAUUCUGCUGUGGAAUAUUCGGACACAAACCAUCGCCAAGGGCUGUUUCAAUACGAGGUCACUUCCCCCUACCAAACGACAAGAAAGCAUAUGAUUAUACAUCGAUAGGACCUUUGACACGUUAUGCAGAAGAUCUCAAAUUGGUCAUGACAGUAUUAUGCGGGAAACAAUCCGUUGAUUUGAGAUUACAUGAAAAAGUUGACCUGAAGAAAUUGAGGGUUUAUUAUAUGAAGGAAGCUCCCCGUUCCAUCAAUAAUCCCCCAGUUCAAAAUGAAAUAAAAGAAGCCAUCGAUGGGAGUGUUAAAUUUUUGGAAACGUCUUCUAAGGCUAAGAUCAUACAUGAAUGUUGUUUUGAAGAGGACUUCCGUGAUUUAUUUGAAAUAUCCUCAACACUCAUGACAAACUUGAAUCUGGAAGGUUGUCCAGAUUUGUUCAAAGGACAAAAUCAUGGCUAUUAUUUGGAAUUCCUCAGAGCACUUUUUGGAAUGUCUGAAAUAACAUCCCAAUAUGCUAUUUGCAAAUUCCAAAUGGGACUGAGCAAUAUAAUUUCCAACAAGAAACACUUCGCAAUGAACGAAGAAAUCAAGAGGAAAAUUGCAUUAGAACUUGGAGACGAUGGGGUUCUUCUUUAUCCAACAUUUCACAAAGUAGCGCCCAAACAUGCAGCUGUGAUGUCCGAAGUAGUAGCCAAUGUGUACAUGAUGCCUUUCAAUACUCUUGGUCUUCCUGCCACGAAUAUUCCUUGUGGCCUUACACCUGAAGGAAUUCCUCUUGGUUUACAGGUGAUAGCUGGACCUAAUCAAGACAGAUUAUGCUUAGCUGUGGCUGAAGAACUCGAAAAAUGCUUUGGAGGAUGGACACCCCCAAGAGUUUAAACGGAAACUCUUUCAACAAUGUUUUAACUAUUUUAUUUAUUCUUCCUGUUGUGGAGAUCCACCAUUAUGUAUAUCUGAUUGAAGGAUUUCGAUAUUUAUGUUAUGUUUGUGUAUCUCAGAGAUUUUAUGUAAAUAUAUGUGUUUUAAGUC
Coccinella septempunctata (seven-spotted ladybird) is the source of this 1941-nucleotide messenger RNA. Its product is annotated as fatty-acid amide hydrolase 2-like. The transcript is spliced from 10 exons. Lineage: Eukaryota; Metazoa; Arthropoda; Insecta; Coleoptera; Coccinellidae. Bases 232 to 1791 code for a protein of 519 amino acids. The record is from RefSeq and is a predicted model, not a curated record.